Schistocerca piceifrons (Central American locust) is the source of this 444-nucleotide messenger RNA. RefSeq lists its product as uncharacterized. The transcript has a single exon. Gene Ontology annotation, cellular component: membrane; dendrite; neuronal cell body. The record is from RefSeq and is a predicted model, not a curated record. NCBI's taxonomy places the organism in Eukaryota, Metazoa, Arthropoda, Insecta, Orthoptera, Acrididae. The coding region runs from base 1 to 444 and encodes 147 amino acids. Gene Ontology annotation, biological process: sensory perception of taste.
AUGGAAGCUGCGUGUGACACUUUAACGUCCACCUCGAACCUGCGCACGCAGUACAUGGCGGUGCUGAGGGAAGUGCGGCAACUGCAGGACCACUUUGGGCUCUCCAUCGCCUGCGAUGUGGCUGCCAACAUCACCACCCUGUUGUACAGCAUCGACCUUUCCCUUACCUUUGCUCCAAUGGGGUACCAGAUGCGCAUCUUCACAAUAAGUACGAUUUUCAUAUGUUACUCCCUGUUGCGCCUCUUGGUGGUCGCUGAGACCUGCGCCGCAGCAUCCAGCGGUGCUGAUGAGGUCCGCAGUCUGUUCGCUGAGUGUUCGCUGGAGGUUCCGCCAUUGCGCUUCUCCGCUGCCGGGUUCUUCUACGUUGACAGGUCGCUGCUCGUCUCAGUCAUCAGUAUUACCGUCACGUACGUCAUAGUGCUGUACCAGUUCCAUUCCGUAUAG